AGAGGAACUGAAAAAGCCCCAGUUCUUGCUUGGGUGCUCCCGUGCAGAUCAUCCCAAGAGCUCGUGCCACAUCACUGGGGCAUCGGAACAAUGGCCCAUGGGCUUUCUGGGAAUCAAAGGCCGGCAAGUUCAAUCAUCGAACGAUACGUCAAUGCGAUGCGCUACACUUCUGCUUCCGCACAACGGGCUCUUGGUCAAUACCACAGGCGUGGUUCACCCAACAACCCAAGUACGAACUUCGCUAAGGCCAUCGCGCAUUGUGAAUAUUCCCUCUCCAAUGCAAGUGUCAGGCAAGCCACGACUAAUGGCUGAUCCGAGUCCAUCUUUCAGCAUGGCGCGCAGACCACGACACGAGCCCAUUACGAUCAGCAAAAAUGCCCUCAACCUGGACGAAAGGGUCCCUCGUCAUCGUCACUGCGAUCAAGAAAAAUCCGAACUUCGGCUCUCGCUAGCUCCUCUCAAUGCCGUCAGAAGAGCCGACAGUGGUCUAAAAUUAUUUAGCCGCAGAUCCCUUGCAUUGACGAUCUUGACGAUUCGGGGUUUACCAGUCCGGCAUACGAGUCCGGGGAAGCCAAGAUUAUUGCCAUCGUGGACCGAUCAACCGGCGCAUCAUUGUGUACAUGUUGAAGUCGGACAACGCCGCUUAGGCGGGCCCGGUACUUUGGAAGAUGAUGGAAGCAGUCCUUGUAUCAAUUGAUUCCAUUCGGACCACUUCGAGCUUGCGAUGCCACAGUCACGAGUACGCAAGGCCGAUCAGCUCUGGUGGAGAUGGUGCGGUGGCGCAGAAGGAAACAAAG
Messenger RNA from Colletotrichum phormii, 797 nucleotides. RefSeq lists its product as uncharacterized. The record is from RefSeq and is a predicted model, not a curated record. Bases 98 to 697 code for a protein of 199 amino acids. NCBI's taxonomy places the organism in Eukaryota, Fungi, Ascomycota, Sordariomycetes, Glomerellales, Glomerellaceae. The transcript has 2 exons.